Alosa alosa (allis shad) is the source of this 3446-nucleotide messenger RNA. It is a transcript of the gene gemin4, whose product is annotated as gem (nuclear organelle) associated protein 4. Gene Ontology annotation, cellular component: SMN complex. NCBI's taxonomy places the organism in Eukaryota, Metazoa, Chordata, Actinopteri, Clupeiformes, Clupeidae. The coding region runs from base 155 to 3313 and encodes 1052 amino acids. The record is from RefSeq and is a predicted model, not a curated record. The transcript is spliced from 2 exons. Gene Ontology annotation, biological process: spliceosomal snRNP assembly; rRNA processing.
UCAAAUCCAGAAGAGCGAGAGAAAUUAAUAAAUGCUGUCAUGCCACGUUUUGUGUAGCUUCUAGCAUUAGAUAUCCUGUAAUUCGAAAGUGUAAUUGUGCUUUUAUUUUUUGAUUUUGCUGUGAUAAAUUUGGAUCGCAUAAUCACGCGCAGCUAUGUUUCAAGAACCUUGGCUGAAGGGGGACAUGGCUGCAGUGCUUCAGGGUGGAUUCUUACUGGCAGAUAAGCUCUGUCAGGCAGGAUCACUUUCUGCUGCAAAAAAGGAAGAAUGGAGCACUGUUGGCCGUCCAGUAAUUGAUUCUAUAAAAGAGCUGCUCUGUGGACAAGUGCAAAGUGAGCAUGCAGAGGAGAUCAAUAAGAGGAAGAAGAUUCUUUGCAUCUUAUGGAGUAAGCUUUUGGAGAAAGAGAGGGAAAAGGAUGUGGAGAUAAGCUGGAAGGAAAAUGCACUAUUUUCUAUCCUUAACCAGCUCCCUGACAUCAACCGCACAGUGCUGUUUGAGGUUGUGAAAUCAAUGGACUUCUACAAAAUAUAUGUGGAGUUGCUUUUGUGUCUUCAACCUCCUGACUUAUGUCUAGAGGUGGAGCAUCUGGUCCAGUAUGUCACCACUGAUACGACUUCUGAGGAUGCCCUGCUCCUGCUGGAGGUGUGGAGGGGGCUUUGGAGGGGCAGCUGGGGAGGCACAGAGACCUUUGAUGGUGUCUUUGCAGACCAGUUUACAGAGGCACCAUCUCCAGCCCCCAAAAGAGCUAAGCUUGACCCAGAUACCUCAAGCCAAGGUGUGAUGUUCCAUCUCUUUAGUGCUGUGAGGGAAAUGAAAGAUGACAUCAAUUCGUCGGAUUUAUGCUGCUUUGCUCUCUCCAAUUGCCUUGACUCAAUAUAUACAUCAUACCUGUUGGGCCAUCAGGUGGAACGCUCUGCUCAUAAGAAACUUGAGAGGCUUUCAGUGGAGGUUGCUCUCGCAAAACAUCAUAACAAAACAGAGAGAUUUGACCUGGUUAAGGUAAUUCGCGAAGCACAGAAAGACAUCGCUGCUGUUGAGACUCCUUCAAAGGUUAAGCCAGCUGGACUCACCUUUACAAAAGCUAUGCAGACGGCUCUUUGCCUUCUACAUGUUUGGGAGGAGAAAGGAUUGCUGAAAGUGACAGAGAAAUGUGACCAAAGCAGGAAUGCACUAGGUCUGAGGAACAGCAUCCAUCGAAUGCUUCAGUCCUUGGAUCAGUGUUCUGGGCUGGAGACUGAAGAAGGAGAAAGUGGAAAUGAACUCAAGAAUGCCUUGAAAAAAAUAUCAGAGAAUAUGCUGCAAAAUGAACCAACAAAGAGGUCUCUUGAAAUGGCUUCCAUUGCUAUGGUUAUCAUUGACCAUCGUUUGGCGGGGUAUCAGCAGUUUGUCCCUUUAUUUGUUGCUGAUUUGAGCUGGUCUCUCAAUGGAAAUGAGUGGAUCAGCUGCCUUGAGAGAAAUAAAACUGCAUUUCAACAAAGGGAACUUGUCAUGAAGUUGGUUUCCAUUCUCAUUGCCAAAUGCCAAACUGACGAGGACAUUCAGCAUUGCAGAAGACUCAAAGAUCUUGUUGUUGACCUCUUCUGUGAACUCCCUACAUCAGACAAGAACAACACACUAGUUGACAUGAUCAACCUUUCUAAGAAGGGGCUGCAUGGACAUCUACCACAGGCACUAACCGUAGGAUUUAGUGAGGAGCUUAAUUUAGCAUUCAACUGCAUUAUCCAGGGAGGAGCACAAAGUAACUCUGACUUGGCUGUGUCUGCCAUUGCUCGUGUUGCCUUUCAAAACCCAGAGGCCACUUUACAUCAGUGCUGCCACCUAGCUGUGGUGAACCUGGGAGCUCACAUUCAUCUUAGCAAAAUUCUAAAGUGCCUCUCUGGACUGGGCGCUCAGCCAAGCGACAAGGAGAGUGGGAAGACUGGUGGAAGCUUGUUGUGCCGCUGUCUGCAGAAAACUGUAAAAGACAAACUGGCCUCUUCUCAGGAGCAGGAGAAUUUCCUCCAGUUCCUGGGUGCCCUGAUGGAACCCUCUGGUGACUCUGGGAGGAGUUUUGUUCCACUUCAGGAGGCAUUCCACACCUUCAUCUUUCCUUACCUUUCCUCCCCAUCGUCACACCACUACAGCCUGGAGAUGUGUUUGAAGCUGCUGCAUUCUGCUCUGGUUCUGGAACCCCAGGAUGGCUCCUCUCACUGGGUGAUGGACUGCUCCCCUUUUCCCCUUCUUUAUUGUCUGUGUCAGCUAUUGAGCGAGAGUUGCAGGUGUUGGGAGGUGACCUCAGACGCUGUACAUGUAUCCAUGGAGUCUAAAGAAGUUCUGACCUCCAUUCUGAACCGACUGGGUGAGGUGGUCGGUGAGGAAGUUGCUGCAGCACCAAGUACCUGGUCCCGAGCACUCUUCUGGCUUUAUAGUAAAGUGGAGGCACUAGAUUGGACUGUGCGUUUUCAUCUGAAAGCAUUAUGGAGAGAUCACUUUAAGAACGAGGUGCCAAGUUCACUGCUAGAAGUGUGCGACUUGCCGGAACAGGAGUGGUCUGGCAUUAAGUUGGUUCAGUAUGGGCAGGGCACAGGACUGUUGGCAUGGCUGGAGUGCUGUUCUCUAUCUGAUGCGAUUCAGAAAAUCAUGCUAGACUCCCUGUCCCUAGAUCAGCUCUCACCGGACACUGUCAGCAUGUUUAGUAAAGGCUUGCUACUGACUCUCUCACAGACCCUUCCGUGGUGCACUCUGGGCGAGUGGGCCAGGGUCAUGCGAGCAGUGAAACAUCUCCUUACCUCCGGCCGACUCCACGUGCCUUACUCUCUGGAGUACGCGGAGUUCCUGCCCCUGCUGGACCUGCGGGCGUUCGCCUGCGAGCUGCGCCUAUCGGUGCUCCUGCUGCGAGUGCUCCAGCUGCUCUGCGGUGCCAGCUGUGCUGAUUGGCUCCCUCCUCCUGGCUGGGCCCACGUGGGCCGGCUGUACGCCAGCACCAUCCGAGAGACGCUGGACGUGCUCAAGGCCAAACUCCCACCCAGCAGCUCACCCUCAAGUGACCCGAAGCCUGGGGGUGAGGUGUGCAGCCAGGAGGUGCUGUUUGUCCUGACCCAGCUGUUCUGCCACGUGAUGCACGUGCACGUGAUGAUGCCAUGCCAAUCAGAGCCACUGUUCUUGUGCGCAUUGGAAAUUCUGACGCUUUAUGAGGCGACCCUUGCCGCACACCCCAAAAGCUGCACUUCUCUUGAAGGUGAUAACACACGGCACUUUCUCAAAACCAUCACAGACAACUUGGAUAAUGAACACAUGAAAUCUAUUCUCCUGCAGAAGAUUACACAGCUUUGAUGUAAUUACAUUAAGUUUAUUUUAUGAUUUGAGGGUCAGUGUUUAUUUUCCCUUGAACAGCAGUUCCAUUCAUGUCUGUUUACUAGAUGCUUGUAGAAAUAAAUAUUAUUAAUAAAAUAUCUGUUUAAUUCAA